This is a messenger RNA of Oreochromis aureus, 1981 nucleotides long. Its product is annotated as probable 2-ketogluconate reductase. Lineage: Eukaryota; Metazoa; Chordata; Actinopteri; Cichliformes; Cichlidae. The coding region runs from base 563 to 1564 and encodes 333 amino acids. The transcript is spliced from 6 exons. Gene Ontology annotation, molecular function: hydroxypyruvate reductase [NAD(P)H] activity; glyoxylate reductase (NADPH) activity; NAD binding. Gene Ontology annotation, cellular component: cytosol. The record is from RefSeq and is a predicted model, not a curated record.
CAAGAGGUGGGCUGUGGCCGGACACUCUCACAGAGCGUUUAACCUGAAACACUGAGCUAAUGAAAAGGAAACAUUAGGGCUACCUUCCAAAAGUACACCUUGUCUCCUUUUCUUAACUCCUUUUCUUUUACCUCGAAACGUCAUCGAGGUCAAGGAAAGCGAGUGGGAUGGUUCAUAAGGGAGUAGGGAAAAGAGAGCUGAGAAUCCUAACGACCUUAAAAUGGUCUCCCUGAAGUCAGCCGCCGCUUACGUAUCUGCGGCUUAAAUUUUCUUGCGCUUCUGCACUAAGUUUUAUGGUAGUGCUUCUCCUUCGUUGCUUAUUUUUGUUCAACAGACUAAAAAAAAAGAAAGCAAUAUGACACAUCAGAAUUACAAUUAUUACAUUGUGCCUUUGAAGACACGCGUGUGUAAAUAAAGAAAUGAAAAUGAGGAAAUGAAAAGAAUAUGUUCUUUCAUUUUUCUUUUGAAUUCAUGAUUCACUUCUAUUGGAAAUUCAGUCAAAUCCUCUUGAAGUUGAGUAGAAAUUUCCUUUCAUUUCUCUGGAAUCUUGCAGUAUCUUGUGAUGAACAUUGGCACACAGACGAUGGCAGAGGACAAACCAUGGGCUCUGAUCUCAGAGGUGAGCGAGCAGGGUUUCAUCGAAGAGAUCACUGACAUAAUAAAACAACACUUCCACAUAAUCUGCCUCAGAGACUUUCUUCAAAACCCCCAGCAGCACGGGCCGAAGAUCCAGGCAAUACUGAUGUGGAACACCUACCCUGCAGCCGAGCCGUCGCUGCUCAGCUCGCUUCCAUCACUAAAAGUGGUUGCCAAUGGAGGAGUGGGCAUCGACCACCUGGAUGUCCCGUACAUCACCAGUCUCGGGGUGAAGGUGGCCAACACGCCCGGUGUUGUGAGUGACGCCACUGCAGAUAUGGCCAUGGGUCUGCUGCUGGCAUCCGCAAGAAAGAUAGUUGAAGGUCACCAAAUCGCUGUUGACCCUAAGACUACCAGUAUACCACAAAGCCUGAUGGGAGUCGAAGUCACCGGGUCGACUCUGGGGAUCAUCGGAUUGGGACACAUCGGAUACAAAAUUGCUCAGAGAAGCAAAGGGUUUGAUAUGAAGAUCCUGUAUCACAACAGACACAGAAGGAGCGUUGAAGACGAGCAGUCAGUGGGGGCGAGUUACUGUGAGAACAUGGAUGACCUGCUGAGGGAGUCUGACUUUGUUGUGCUCGUUGUCAACCUUUCCCCUGAAACCAAAGGCCUGAUCAGCCACAGGGAGCUGUCCCUCAUGAAACCCACUGCAACCCUGAUCAACGUCAGUAGAGGUCUGGUUGUGGAUCAGGAUGCUUUAGUCAAAGCUCUGCGGUCUGGAGAAAUUCGAGCAGCAGCCUUAGAUGUGACUCAUCCUGAACCUUUACCCAGGGAUCACCCUCUCCUCAGCCUUCCUAAUGUACUCAUCACACCCCACGUUGGCACCUACACCUAUGCUACAACAAGACGGAUGGUUCAGUGCAUGGUGGAUAAUGCCGUAGCAGCUGUGAAUGGCCUACCUGUUCCCAAUGAAGUCAAGUUGAAAUGAUUUUAAUUAAUAUUGCCAAGAAUUUUUUACAUUUUUGUGUCCCUCUUAAAAAAGAAGGUGAGGUGGUGUUAGUUAGAGAUUUAUUUUUGGCUCUUUGGUUUCAUUGUGGACACUUGUUGGGCAACAAACUGUAAAAGCUUAGGUUUUUGUGAAGAAUAGGAUAAUAUUCCUGCUAUAGGAUAAACAAAGAUUCCUGUGUUAAAUCUCUGACUUCCUCUAAGAAAACUCAAUGACUGUUGAAACUUUAAUUAGUUUGAGGAGAAACUGUUUCAUGUUCACGUUGGCAAAAGAACUCGCUGUAAAAGUCAAAGAACGAAAGAAAAGUUGCAGCUUGAAUGCAACCACUCUUAGUUUAUUAAUCCAGUAUGUAUGUGAAGUAUGAAUGUUUAAUUAAUAAAUAAUUUUUUUUUAAACUUC